This is a messenger RNA of Megalopta genalis, 1721 nucleotides long. The record is from RefSeq and is a predicted model, not a curated record. NCBI's taxonomy places the organism in Eukaryota, Metazoa, Arthropoda, Insecta, Hymenoptera, Halictidae.
CAAGGAUAGCAUCACCACGAGAAAAUGUGGCGCCAUCCGUGGUAGAAAGCGGAAACAACUCGCCGAUAACUUGUGGCUCCAUCCGUGGCGGAAAGCUGAAACUACUCGCCGGUAACUUGUGGCUCCAUCCGUGGCAGAAAGCUGAAACUACUCGCCGAGUACUUGUGGCGCCAUCCGUGGCAGAAAGCUGUAUCUAUUCGCAGGGAAUUUGUAGCGCCAUCCGUGGUAGAAAACGGAAACUACUCACCAAUAACUUGUGGCGCCAUCCGUGGUAGAAAGCGGAAACUACUCGCCGAUAACUUGUGGCGCCAUCCGUGGUAGAAAGCAGAAACCACUCGCCAAGAACUUGCAUCGACAUCUAUGGCAGAAUGCUGAAACUGGUGGCCAAACAUUUAUCUUAUAGUUUCAGCGUCCUGCCUAAUCAUUUAUUAUCAGUUAUUCAAAUCUUCGCAUACAAUAACCUCAAAGAAUUUUACAAGUACACAGUAGACAAUUAAUAUGUAAUUCUUAAAACAUAAUUUAUACAUUUGUGAGAUUAAUUUUGAUUGAAGUCUUAGCCACAAUUUUAAUAUAGUUUGUGUAUAUUUGAUUCGUGAGCAUAUUUUCUAUCUCCAUACGCUCCGUACGCCCGUAUAAGCGGCACUCAACGUCACCUUCAUUCUAGUAACUAACAGUUGCUAAGCAAAACCAACAGAUUCUAAAAACAGUCUAAUAUCAAUCUCCCAAGAGCAUAGACGUACAAACAGUCUAAGGACGUACGCAUAAAGUUAAAUAAAAACACGUUACAAGUUAGCCAAAUUAACUGUUUCCUUUAUUAUCGAAAAGCCAUCGUCCCCAGUUCUCAGAGAAUCCAAUUUAAGAGAACAUAAUACCAAGCAAACCGCCACAUAUUAAUUGGUGCCGAAACCCGGGACCACAAGAUGGCCGACAAAGAAGAUAAAAUGGAAAUCGCGGUAAGUGAGUUCAGAAACGCGAAGCUACCUAACUUUUGGCGAGAAGAACCCAAGCUAUGGUUCGCCAUGCUCGAACGUGAAUUCGCGGCCUAUACUGUAAAAGCCGACGCGGUAAAAUGCGCUGCGGUAAUCAGACAUCUAGAUACCGCAUCGAUGAAAGUAGUCGCCGACGUUAUAGCUGCACCUCCAACAGACGACUCGUAUAUUCAAAUAAAAGAGGCCCUCAUCUCGCGUUUGGCAACGUCCGAAGAGACGCAAUUGAGACAGCUGCUGUCGGGAAUCGAUCUGCAGAACAAAAGACCAUCGGAACUACUGCGAGAAAUGACGCUCCUCGCAGGGAAAAAUGUCUCUGAUAGUGCCCUAUGCACGCUAUGGUUACAACGGCUACCUGCCCGAAUUCAAGAGGUCCUGUCCGUGGUUGAAGGAGUCUCAACAGAAAAAUUAGCUCUGCUCGCCGACAAAACGAUCGAAAGAUCGUCACAAUACGAGCUAGCGGAGAUGGCGGCCCAACCACGUGACUCCUAUUCAAGCUCAGAAAUUGCUGAGCUCAUCAAGCGAAUAGCCCAACUCGAAGCAUCAAUCCGAGACACCCACAGAGGACGACGACCGGAACGCAAGAAAUUCCGAAGAUACAGUUCGAAAUCAAGGAGUCGAACUAGAGACGACGGACUAUGUUAUUUCCACAGGAAGUUCGGCGAGAACUCGUGGAAAUGCAGACAACCCUGCCAAUGGAAAGGACUUGACAAAAGGAAGAGUCAGGGAAACUAA